This is a messenger RNA of Haliotis rubra (blacklip abalone), 741 nucleotides long. Its product is annotated as tripartite motif-containing protein 59-like. Gene Ontology annotation, cellular component: nucleoplasm; chromatin. Gene Ontology annotation, biological process: positive regulation of DNA-templated transcription. The record is from RefSeq and is a predicted model, not a curated record. The transcript has 4 exons. NCBI's taxonomy places the organism in Eukaryota, Metazoa, Mollusca, Gastropoda, Lepetellida, Haliotidae. Gene Ontology annotation, molecular function: ubiquitin-protein transferase activity. The coding region runs from base 1 to 741 and encodes 246 amino acids.
AUGGCGACUGCCAAGAAACUGACAGACCACCACCUCACCUGUACCAUCUGUACCGAGGUGUUCACAGACCCUGCCACACUUCAGUGUAAUCACACAUUCUGUAAGUCCUGUCUGUUGAAAUACACCAACACACAGCCUGAAGCAAUACAAGCCAAGUCCAUCCCAUGUCCCUCCUGUAGACAACUGACGAAGGUGACCACCCCUGACAGUCCAGUAGAGGAGUGGGUCAGUCAGCUGAAACCAAGCCAUGUCAUACAGGGGCUGAUGGACGACUUUGGACCAGAGAGCAAAGCGGCCCAUGUAAAUAUCUGCAGUGUUUGCAAAACACAAGAGAAGUCAACUCCAGCCACCUCGUGGUGCUCCGUCUGUGACGAGGUCUUCUGUGAUGGAUGUCUGAAGAUGCACAAUAUGAUUCCAUUGUCACGUGACCAUGAAGUUGAAUUACAAGCAGAAAUAAAAUCCCAGGAGAUUGAGCUGCAGAUGUACCAGCAACAGUAUGAGUUCACAGCCAAUGCUGUCACGUCCAACUGUGAGAUGGACAUGUAUGCCGUCUAUGAGUCGGUGGGUGAGGAGUCGACAGACAACAGAGACAGGGACAACCGACCAGCACCAGGAAGGGUUGUAUUCACUCACGACAUGGACAAGCUGAGUAAAGCAGUGGAUGAGCUACAGCUAGGGAAGGUUGAAGUUGUCAGUGGUCGAUCAGAAUUAAAAAUCAGAAAUAAAAUCAUGUCAAAAUGA